Aspergillus terreus NIH2624 is the source of this 255-nucleotide messenger RNA. Its product is annotated as protein qutG. The transcript is spliced from 2 exons. Bases 1 to 255 code for a protein of 84 amino acids. NCBI's taxonomy places the organism in Eukaryota, Fungi, Ascomycota, Eurotiomycetes, Eurotiales, Aspergillaceae. The record is from RefSeq and is a predicted model, not a curated record.
AUGUCGCCCAUCACCCCCCAUCAGCGUACUAAUCCACUGCCCGUCCCCGAACUCACCCAGCAACAGCUGGACGAGAUCUACGCCUUCGCCGUCGAUCUCGGCCGCAAGGCCGGCCAGUUACUGCUCGAGAGCAUCGAGAAGCGCAUGGACGGCGAGCAGAGCCGCGAGGCCGACGAGAAGGAGAAUGCCGUUGAUAUUGUUACGCAGACAGAUGAGGGUGCGUUUCGACUUCACUUGAAAUGCGAUCACGGCUAA